This is a messenger RNA of Pelodiscus sinensis (Chinese soft-shelled turtle), 1177 nucleotides long. Lineage: Eukaryota; Metazoa; Chordata; Testudines; Trionychidae. The record is from RefSeq and is a predicted model, not a curated record.
CUUUUCUGUUUCCUCAAUCAACUGCCCAGAGACUGUUGCUGUGUAAUCGAGGCAAGCAGGCACCUGAGGCCAAUGAAGAGCCUGCGGGAAGCAGCAGGCUAAUCAGGCACCUGCAGCCAGUUAAGACCUGCUGGGUUACUUGGAGAAGUUUCCCCUUAGGUAGGGGAUAGGAAGGGAGAAGAAUGAAGAGCUGAGAGGAGACCUGUGUUUGUGCUGGAGGAGGCUAGCGACCUCUUCCUCCACGCCAGCGACUCUGUUGCCAACGGCCACCUGGCCAAACACAAACAGGCCACAGAUCCUCCGGUUGCUAACAGGCCUGGCUCCUCCGUGCUCUACCUUUGCCUUGCUGGGCCGGCUUCUCCCCCAGUGCCCAGCCUAGCAACUGCAGCUCAGCCCCCAAGCCAGAGCUCCAGGGCUGCGUGGGACGGUGGAAACCGGCUGGGCGACAGAACAGGUUUUUGGAGCAGCUGUGCCCAGCAGCACGGGGGGGAAGCCCCCGUAGGAAAACCAGGCACGUCGGGGCCCCGGUUCCCACGCAGCAUGUCAGACGUGGGGGGUUUCCGCUGCCCCAGCUGCGACAUGGGCUUCCGCUCCAAGCACCUGCUGGACAAACACAUGGAGAAGUUCUGCAUCGGCGGUCAGGCAGCAGGAGACGCCCGAGGGCCCAAUGCCAGACACCAGGAGCAGCCGGGGGGGCACGGGGGGACGGGGCCCAGGAACGCAGAGACUCCAGAGCGCACGCGGCGGCAGCUGAGCGACCCGUGGGUGAGGCGAGCCCGUCUGGGACAGCAGCCGCCAGACAGCCUGAGCGAGCGCGAGAGGAACCUGCUUGAGGGCUCUGUUGGGAACGGCGCCUCCGACAGCCAGGCCUUGAGGAAGCUGACCGAGGAGUUCCACAAACUGAGGCUGUCUCUGGAGGACUCGGUCCCUACGUGCCGCCCCGUAAAGCCAGAGGAGGCCGCCGGCCGUCGGGUUCCCCACCGGCAGGAGUACCGGGAGCGGCUGCAGGAGAUGGCGAAGGUGCACCAGCACCAGAUGGCUGGUAUCCAGGCCAGGAACCUGCAUCUGCAGCAGCAGCGAGAGGGUAGGAGAAUGGGAAGGUGAACAUGGUCCCUGUGCCGCCUUCUCUCCCCUUUGCACUUGAUCCCCCGGGGCAGCCAGUCUGGAGCCCCCCGGG